ACAUGAUCAAGAUGUUAUAAUGUUGCGCAGGAAGUUCCUCUUGGUCACUCAUCAAUCACUGCGAGCUGAUUCGGAGGACACCAACAGGGUCUCACAUCCGAUCUGACCAAGUCUCACUGAAGUCAUGGCGUGGCGUGACGUUCGAAUCAUCCAGCGACUGGGGCUGCGUGUGCCUCUUUUCCAAUCCCCCAUGGCUGGCGCGCAAGCUAGCGAUCUCGCCAUUGCUGUAGCCCGUGGAGGAGGUCUAGGUGCGAUUCCUUGUGCGCUGCUAUCCCCCGGUGCUGUCCGCGAGCAUGUGCAGCUUUUCCGAGCUGCCACAAAGGACCUAUCAGCUCCGAUCAACCUCAAUUUCUUUUGCCAUACGCUACCUCUGGCCAACCCGAAGGCUGACAAGCAGUGGCAGGACGUCCUUGCACCAUACUACCGAGAAUACGGGGUGGAUCUGACGCAACUAACGGCCGAAGGAGCAGUACGCAUGCCUUUUGAUGAGGUGAGUCUUGACCUGGUUCGAGAGCUCAAGCCGGAAGUCGUCAGCUUCCACUUCGGACUGCCAUCUCCCAUCAUGCUUCAGGGUGUCAAGGACACCGGUGCAUUCGUCAUCUCAUCGGCCACUACUGUACGCGAGGCAUUGUGGCUAGAGGAACGAGGCUGUGACGCUGUCAUCGCUCAGGGGCUCGAAGCAGGUGGGCAUCGUGGGGUCUUCUUGCCAAGAAAAGAUGGUGAACCAGUGGCUGACACGCUGGAGUAUCGGAACAGCUCUAUGGACUUCCCUCGACAGACAGGAACGAUGUCCUUGGUCCCUCAAAUAGUGGACGCAGUGAAGGUUCCAGUCAUCGCAGCAGGUGGAAUCGGCGAUGCUCGUGGCAUCUUGGCUGCUAGUGCACUGGGAGCUGCUGCGGUGCAGAUGGGGACAGUAUUUCUACUCGCAGAUGAAGCGAAGACGUCAGCUUUGCAUCGUAAAGUGUUGAAGCGAGCUGCUAAUGCUACUGGCGAGGAAGCUGUGGAGACAGCUCUCACGAAUAUUUUCUCUGGUCGACCUGCUAGGGGAUUCGUGACGCGCGUGAUGCGAGAGUUUGGGCCGAUGUGUGCUAUAGCACCGGAAUUCCCGACCGCUGGAGCUCCACUUGCCGCUCUCAAGAAGGCCGCGGAGGCUAAUGGAGAUACGUCGUUCUCGUCGCUGUGGUCGGGACAAUCUCCUGGCUACGCACAGGAGAAAUCGGGUGAGAUCAUUGUGCGGUCGAUUAUUGAAGAACUGGAUGUGCUGGUGAAGGUAGCCAAAAAUUAGGGAUCUCUUAGUUAUCUGCAAGCCGUGAUAUGUUCUGCUUGCUAGUAUGAAACCCUUGGUACUAGUCUGUCGAUGACCAAAUCAAGCGUGAACAGUAAUACUCUAGUUGCACUUGAAUCCAAAUAGAAUUGUUUUUUUC
This is a messenger RNA of Phytophthora nicotianae INRA-310, 1424 nucleotides long. RefSeq lists its product as hypothetical. NCBI's taxonomy places the organism in Eukaryota, Oomycota, Peronosporomycetes, Peronosporales, Peronosporaceae. Bases 125 to 1285 code for a protein of 386 amino acids. The transcript has a single exon. The record is from RefSeq and is a predicted model, not a curated record. Gene Ontology annotation, molecular function: nitronate monooxygenase activity.